This is a messenger RNA of Cercopithifilaria johnstoni, 651 nucleotides long. NCBI's taxonomy places the organism in Eukaryota, Metazoa, Nematoda, Chromadorea, Rhabditida, Onchocercidae. The record is from the annotation of a GenBank genome assembly.
AUGAAUUCGAUUAUGCCAUUAAUUGUAUCAGUUCAUUGUGGUAAUCGUAGUCCUAUUAAUCAAAGUGAUUUUUCCACUAAUUCAUUAUCGGUGUCCAGGAUAGCAGGGCGAGAUUCAGAUUCGGAUGCAGAUAUCCGCUACGAAUUAGAGGGCAUCUUUUCGAAAAUGAAUCCAAUCAGCAAGUUUGGCAGAAAAAAUAUAAAGGAAGGAAGCUUGGAACGAAAACCACUGCUCUCGGGACGAAUUCAAACAUUAACAGGUGAAGAAAGUGGAUCACCCAGUGAUCGACAAAAUCGUUUAUCAAGUUCGGAUGACGAGGAUAUGAAAUAUUAUAAUGAAAAUUAUGGUUCAGUUGGGGAUGCUGAAUUUGCAAAUAUUAUUGGUGAUGCCAUUCAUGCGAUACGUGAAGGGGUUUAUCCUGAACGAAUUCGGCAAGGAUCGUCUGGGUCAUAUUUCGUGAAGAACUGUGAAGGAGAAACCAUAGGUGUUUUCAAGCCUAAAAAUGAGGAACCAUAUGGUCAACUCAAUCCAAGAUGGAUGAAAUGGAUUCAUCGUAUUUUCUUCCCAUGUUGUUUCGGGCGUUCCUGUCUUUUACCCAAUCAGAUCAUUUUCCUGUUGUUUGAGAAGUUCAGUCUUCUGGAGUACUUGUGA